Messenger RNA from Anarrhichthys ocellatus (wolf-eel), 3001 nucleotides. RefSeq names its product tripartite motif-containing protein 35-like. The transcript has a single exon. Bases 255 to 1649 code for a protein of 464 amino acids. The record is from RefSeq and is a predicted model, not a curated record. Lineage: Eukaryota; Metazoa; Chordata; Actinopteri; Perciformes; Anarhichadidae. Gene Ontology annotation, molecular function: zinc ion binding; protein binding.
UUUACUUCCUUCUUGCUGAGAGAAGAGACACAGUAAAGAAGAGGCAGACAGUAAUAUUCGUCUCAACCCCAAAACUACCAGAGACCGCUGCAGCAGGGAACACUGGAAUAACUGGAAUACGGAUUUCUUGCACUUUAACCUGCUGCUGAUUUCACACAAUGAACUGGGCGAGGUACGGCUCGAAGUGAAAGUAACUUUCUUGUCUGACUGACUACGUUCUGCUCGCUGCGUUUACAGCUUCACUCUGAGACAAAAUGGCUUCCAGGUCGGACGAGGAUCUCUGCUGUCCUGUCUGCAUUGAAAUCUUUAAAGAUCCUGUUGUUCUGUCGUGUAGCCACAGCUUCUGUAAAGACUGUCUGAAGAACUGGUGGAGAGAGAAACGAAUACAAGAGUGUCCAGUUUGUAAGAGAAGAUCAUCGAGGAGUGAGCCUCCUCGUAACCUGGCUUUAAAGAACCUGUGUGAGGCCUUUUUACCGGAGAGAGAUCAGAGAGCUUCAGAGAGUCUCUGCAGUCUGCACUCUGAGAAACUCAGACUCUUCUGUCUGGACCAUCAGGAGCCGGUUUGUGUCGUCUGCAGAGAAUCAAGGAGACACAACAACCACAGAUUCAGACCCAUCGAUGAAGCUGCACAGGAUCACAAAGAGGAGCUCAAGAAAUCCUUGAAGCUCUUAAAGGAGAAACUGAAGCUCUUUGAACAAGUUAAAGGAAACUGUGAUCAAACAGCAGAACACAUGAAGGUCCAGGUUGGACACACAGAGAGGCAGAUUAAGGAGCAGUUUAAGAAGCUUCACCAGUUUCUAGAGGAGGAAGAGGAGGCCGGGAUCUCUGCUCUGAGGGAGGAAGAGGAGCAGAAGAGUCAGAUGAUGAAGGAGAAGAUGGAGGCUCUGAUCAGAGAGAUAGCAGCUUUUUCAGACACAGUCAGAGCCACAGAGGACGAGCUGAGAGCUGAAGACGUCUCAUUCCUGCAGAACUACAAGGCUGCAGUGGAAAGAGUCCAGCAGCGCCUCUUGCUGGAGGAUCCACAGCUGCUCUCAGGAGCUCUGAUAGACGAGGCCAAACACCUGGGCAACCUGAACUACAACAUCUGGGACAAGAUGAAGGAGAUGGUCUCAUACACUCCUGUGAUUCUGGACCCAAACACUGCCGACCAAGAACUAGUCGUGUCUGAAGAUCUGACCAGUGUGAGAUCUGGAAAACCACGACAGCUUCCAAAAAACCUGGAGAGGACCAAAUUUUCCUGCUCCGUCCUGGGCUCCGAAGGCUUCAACUCAGGGACUCACAGCUGGGACGUUGAGGUUGGAAACAAUGAUGACUGGGAACUGGGCAUGUUGGGAGAGAACACCCAGAUGAGCGGACGUCUACAGUCUGGAUUGUGGAGAAUUUUGUUCUCCAACAGUAAAUUCACAGCGUUCUCCACGUCAGAUGACGAGAAAGCUCUGUCAGUGAAGAAUAAACUCGAGAGGAUCAGAGUUCAUCUGGACUUUGACAAAGGAAAACUGUCAUUCUCUGAUCUUGAUACUAACACACACAUACACACCUUCACACACACCUUCAAGGACACCGUGUUUCCGUACAUUUACACUGAGAACCACCUCCCACUGAAGAUUUUACCAGUGAAGGUCUCUGUGAUGGUGGAAAAGCCCAGUUAGAGAUUAUUAUAAUGGGUUUGAGAAAUAUAACAUUGACCGUUUACCAAAGCAUCUUCACUGAAUGUCUUUGGUUGCAUGAGGCCACCGGUUGCAAUGCUGCAUAUUAUGGCAAUGUUGGAUUUACAGGAUUAUUGCAGCAAUGUGAUGAAGCACUAUGAUUUUAUUUUAACAAGUUAUAAUGUGUGUUUGUUCCUCAAGGAACAUAUUACUAAGCCAAAACAAUUACUAGAAUGGAAGGAUGUACAAUGGGAACAUUGUGCUAUGACUUUUGGUAGCAAUGUGGCAGAUAUUUCUUGCUGAAAUCACAAAGAAAUUAGCUUUUCUUAUUGCAAACAAUGAAAAAGAGUUACUGCAGUUAGACGGAAAGAUGAUAAACCUAUUGGCAUACUGAACUAGUGAAAUAUUAUAUUCUGUGAUGAGGGACUUUAAACCUCCAGUUUAUAAUAACUGAUAAUGAUGAUAAUGAUGAUGAUUAUAUAAAUGUAAGGAGUGUCACAUGUAACAUGUGAUUGACAGACUGGUCUGAUGAGUCAAAAGUAUAGCUUAAUACUUAAAUGAUUAAUGCAAAUGGGAAAUGUAUAUGGGAAUGUAAAUGAAAAUUUUAUAGUCAUAGAACCUGUUAAAAUCAUUUAACUCACAAUUAUUUAUCUAUAUUAAUUUUUUUCAACUUCCGUGCUGAUAAAACACCUUUCUUUCUGUACUUUACAACGAGGAAUACAAACUUUUUUUUUGACAAAUAAUUUUUUUAUGUUUAACAAAAUAAGCUCUGUUGAAUGCAUCAUGUUUAAUAUAUAAAUGAAUGACUUGACUUAAACAAGAUUAUGAAUCAGUAAGUACUCAGAAAUGAUUGAUAUUAGAUAACAAGCCGUAGUAAAAAGAAAGCACCACUAGUGGGACUCCACAGAGCUGAUCCUGACGAUGCUGAACAUUUAGGCGAGAUGACAAAGCUCAAAGAGUCGUUAUGAAGUUUAAGGUGGUGGGCGAUGAUCAAAUUGUUUAUAAUGCUGAAUUUGAGUAAUAAAAUGUAAAGCAGUGAUGAUGGUGAUGAAGCUAUUAUUAUGUUUUUUUAUAGAUACUAUGACAUUGCAUCUUUACUUUAUUUGUGUGAUUCAUUUCCUUUUGAAACAGGAUGUUAGAACUGGACUAUCGGUUAUUAAGAAACUGUCAGUUGAGAAGACAGGCAGAAGGGUGGUAUUAGUUUAAAAUGUGUGUUAUGCCAUGUUAACAGUAUGAGUGUCAACAAAACAAAUUAAAUGAAAAUAUCUAAUGAAGCAGAAACCAAAUCAAUAAAAUCUCUCUGGUUUUCUCUGGAUUAUUAUGAUUGUGGGACCAAUAAAAAUGAAGUUAAUGAA